Harpegnathos saltator (Jerdon's jumping ant) is the source of this 2906-nucleotide messenger RNA. RefSeq names its product neprilysin-4. Gene Ontology annotation, cellular component: plasma membrane. The transcript is spliced from 14 exons. The coding region runs from base 1 to 2241 and encodes 746 amino acids. Gene Ontology annotation, biological process: protein processing. The record is from RefSeq and is a predicted model, not a curated record. Lineage: Eukaryota; Metazoa; Arthropoda; Insecta; Hymenoptera; Formicidae. Gene Ontology annotation, molecular function: metalloendopeptidase activity.
AUGACGCACAAUAUACCGAGAUGUACGACGUUCGUAAGCAAUUACGGCCAAAGAAAUGAGAAGAAAUCAAGCGGUAAGGAGAUGAGGCUCGUGAUCGUCGUCGGAUUGCUGGCGGUCACCGUCAUCGCCCUCGUCGUAACGCUGACCUUGCAGAUGGUGGUUUUCCGCAGGAAGGAAUAUAAAGAGAUGUGUCAGAGCGAGGAGUGCAUCAAAACAGCGGCGCGAGUGAUCGGUGCGAUGAACAGAUCCGUGGAUCCUUGCCAGGACUUCUACAGCUUCGCCUGUGGCGGCUGGAUCAACAAGCACCCGAUUCCUCAAAGUCAAAGCUACUGGGACCAGCUGAGCUUGCUCAGGGAGGAACUCCUGAAGAAUUUAAGGCUCUUGCUCGAGGAGCCGGACCAGGAAGAUGAUCUCAAACCGGUAAAGCUGGCGAGAUCCCUUUACAGGACUUGUAUGGACGUCGCGAGUGUCGAGGCUCUGGGACUAGAACCCAUCUUCGAGGUGCUCAACAAAUUAGGCCUGCCGAAGGAGCCGCCGAUGCAGGGCAAAGUACCUGCUGUCGACUUACCGAGGAUAGCGGGUAUAGCGCAAAGGAUGUUGGGCCUGAACUUCCUGAUUCAUUUCUACAUCAGCGAGGACAUCCGCGACACCACGAGGAAUCGGAUGAUGAUGGAGCAAGUAUCUCCCGGAUUCAGCGAGCGUUAUCUGCUGGACCCACGAAGGUUUCACUCGGAAUUGACGGAGUACAGGAAGUACAUCAAAGCCAUGGUCGAGCUUGCAGGGGCUGGUAACAUGAGUGCGAAUUAUGCCAAUGAGAUCUUGGAGUUCAGUACAAAGAUCGCCAAAAUCAUGGCGACACCCGAGGAGCGGCGCAGCUCGGACCACCUAAUUCACGACGUGACGAUCGAGGAGCUGCAGGAAGUGACCGAUCUGCACGUGCAGCAGUGGAACUGGACGAGGUAUCUGGAGGCCGUGUUCGAGAACACGAAUGUCACGCUAAAUCCGGCCGAGGACCGAGUUAUCAUAAUGGACCUGCGCUAUUUGCAGAAAUUGCCGUUGCUGUUGGCCGCCACGCCGCACGCCACGAUAGUUCGAUUCGUCUGGUGGAACGUGUACUCGACCGUUGCCCCGUUGACGCUGCAAAAGUUCCGCGACCUCGGCUUCCAGUUCUCGCAGAAGGUCUACGGGCUGAAGGAGAAGACGGCACGCUGGAAGGGAUGCACCGGCAACGCCAACGCGAACUUCGGCAUGGCGCUCAGCUAUGUUUACGCGCAGAAACACUUUAACGAACAGGCGCGAGAGAAGGCUCUGGAGAUGUUGUUGGAUAUCAGAGCAGCAUUCGACGAGAUGGUCGCGGAAUUGGACUGGAUGGACAUCGGCACGAGAGCUCGAGCUCAUCGAAAAUUACACGCAAUGAGGCCGUUUGUAGGAUUUCCCGACUGGAUCACCAAUUCGAAGGAGUUGGACAAGUUUUACGAAGGGGCAGAGGUAAUCGAUGGAAAGUUAUUCGCGACUUUUCUGAGACUGACCAACGUGAGUGUAAGAAAAAGUUUAAACAAUCUCCGCGAAAAACCCGACAAGAAUCGCUGGAUAUCAACUGGCACGACGGUAAAUGCGUUCUAUAGCGCCAUAUUGAAUUCAGUCACUUUUCCAGCUGGCAUCCUGCAUCCACCGUUCUACGGCAACGGAUUAGAAUCCAUCAAUUACGGCGCUAUGGGGGCUAUUAUGGGCCACGAGCUUACACACGGUUUCGACGAUCAAGGUCGCAGGUAUGACGAGAACGGCAAUCUCCGGCAAUGGUGGAGCGACGAAACGUUACGACACUAUCAUGAGAAGGUGCAGUGUAUCAUCGAGCAAUACAGCAACUAUCAUUUGCCGGAGCUAGGUGAUAAUUUCACGGUAAACGGCAUCAAUACCCAGGGCGAAAACAUCGCCGACAACGGCGGCAUCAGGGAGGCUUACAGGGCGUAUCAGAGGCUGAUCGCGCGCAGCCCAUAUCAGCAAGUUCUGCCUGGUCUCGUCGACUACAGCGACGAGCAACUGUUCUUUCUGGGCUUCGCUCAGGUCUGGUGCGGAAACUAUACAAAUGGAGCACUGAAGUCCAAGGUGAUAGAGGGUGUCCAUGCACCGAAUCACUUCAGGGUAAUAGGCACGCUGUCCAACAACGCGGAGUUCGCGAAGGCGUGGAAGUGCCCUCUCGGUAGUCCCAUGAAUCCACCGCAUAAGUGUAUCUUGUGGUAGACAUUUGUCGUGUGUAACAUCCGUUCAUCGCGUCGAAAAGUCGCUAUCAUUCAUGCGAUCAGAUCCGAUUUCUCAUAUAUUCCUACUAAAAUAUAUUCUCCUUAAAUAUAUGUAGCAUCGAGAUGGCUAUUCAAUCCUGGUGAACAUGCAUGUUUCGUAAAAUUGAGAUCUCGAAAUUCGAUAGCGAGGACAAUUUCCUGAAAAAUCACAAUACAGAGACAAUAUCCUGCACGGAGGAAAAAAUCAGUUAAAUUAAUGUGACAACGAACAAACCGAAUCUUUUGAUCGAAAGAAACAGUAUGCCUUAGAAUUCAGUUUAUCAGCCAGAGAUUCUAUUUCAGUAUUUUGGUCAAAUCUAUUUCAAUAUUUUAUAUUCUGCAAGAUUGUUUCUGCACUUGGAUUUCAUAUUAUGACUCUUCGGGAAAUUACCCCAAUUUUUAAAUUUUAACACAUUUCUCUCAGGACAAUGCAUCUUCGCCAUAAUGACCAUUCCUGCAAUUUUUUUCUCUACGUAGGAAUACAUGAGAAAUCGAUUGUGACUGCGAUGAGACGACAAGCCGACUGUGUAAUUGUCGCGAACUCAUCUCCUGUUAAUAAUCUCUAAACGCGCGACAAUUGAUGCGGUGAUAAAUCGACGAAAUUGUAAAUAGACUGAUUCUUAGGAA